Molecule: messenger RNA, 573 nt
Organism: Aureobasidium musti
Lineage: Eukaryota; Fungi; Ascomycota; Dothideomycetes; Dothideales; Saccotheciaceae
Source: the annotation of a GenBank genome assembly
GACAAAGAACAUAUAAACCCUCAGCUGAUUAGCCUGGAAAUAGGACAUCUGUCGAUCAGAACUUCCUCUCACUUCACCGAUAUGGCAUUCUACGACUUCAAGCCUCUGGACAAAAGAGGUAGAGAAUUCGAUCUCUCCAAAUACCGAAACAAGGUUGUCAUCGUCGUCAACACGGCAUCCAAAUGUACUUUCACAUCUCAAUUUGCAGAGCUCGAGACUCUCUACAGAGAUCUUAAGGCGAAACACUCGGACGACAUAGAGUUCAUUGCUUUCCCCUGUGAUCAAUUCGGACAUGGGGACCCAGAAGCAAAUGAGAAUAUUCAGACUUUCUGCGCAGUCAACUAUGGGGUCAGCUUCCCUGUCCUGGGUAAGACGGACGUGAACGGCGAGAAAGCGGCACCACUGUAUCAGUGGAUGAAGAACGAGAUGCCUGGGCUCAUGGGAAUCCGCCGUGUGAAAUGGAACUUCGAAAAGUUUGUGAUCGAUCGCAACGGGAAAGUGGUUCGGAGAUACGCCAGCACUUCGAAGCCGGAGUCAUUGAAGCCUGUGAUUUUGAAGGCACUUCAAGACUAG